Sordaria macrospora k-hell is the source of this 1806-nucleotide messenger RNA. RefSeq lists its product as uncharacterized. Gene Ontology annotation, biological process: regulation of transcription by RNA polymerase II. Gene Ontology annotation, cellular component: NuA4 histone acetyltransferase complex; piccolo histone acetyltransferase complex. The record is from RefSeq and is a predicted model, not a curated record. Lineage: Eukaryota; Fungi; Ascomycota; Sordariomycetes; Sordariales; Sordariaceae.
AUGGCGACCCGCAAGGUUCGGUACAAGAAACUGAGUGUCAAAACACCACUUGCGGUGCUCAGAGAGGAUCAAAUUGAAGCCUCCGAAUAUGAAUCACUCACGUCCGAAAACCAAAUAGCCACCGGUGUCGAACAGGCCGAGGAAAAUGAAUACCAUCUUCAGGCUGUCCUCAAGGGGGCAGGAGUCGCCGCCGACCAGGAGAUUCCUGUCCCCCCUCCACAACAGAGUGAAUUAGAUUACGACCAGUUCUACCCUCAAAAGGUCGCCAAGACAUCCACAUAUAUCCGUUUCUCCCAAACGGUAGAAGAAUGCAUCAGUUGCAUGUAUGACAUGACCGAGGACGAUGAGACGUUCCUCAAGUCUUACAACCUGAAACUGACACCGUCCGCUCGUCUCUCCGAAGAUGAUUUCGAGAGGAUCAUGGAUGUGUAUGAGGAUAUGGCGGCUAGCAUCACGCCUUUCUCGGCCAUAGACCAGACAGUGCCAACGUAUCAGGAGAUGUUGCGAGGACUGGAGCCACUAGACAGCACAAAGGUCAUGGUCCACGCCAAGCAGAUAUAUGAGUACUGGAGGAAGCGCCGGGAAAUCAGCGAGAACAAACCGCUCAACCCUGCACUCAAAUUCGAGACACAUGCGGAAAGCGACGAGCUUGACCCGUAUGUCUGCUUCCGUCGAAGAGAGAUCCGUCAAACUCGCAAAACGAGGGCCCGAGAUGUCCAGAGUGCAGACAAACUCAAGCGGCUGCGGAAGGAGCUUGAGGAAGGUCGUCAACUCAUCCUGGCAGCCCAUAACCGGGAACUGCUCAAGGCAGAUAUGCUCAAGGUAGAACGAGCCAUCUUCGACCAACGAGCCAUCAUUAAGGAACAGAAGCUCCGACUAGGCAUCAGGACGGGUGACGAGGAUCUAGUCAACCAGAAGCCGCAGAAAAGGAAGGCUCCGGAGGCACCCUCAGCUCAACGACCUGCUCCACCUCCCCAGAUCCGUAUGCCUGUGCGCCCAGAUGGCCGUCCCGCCGAGUCAGAUCUUGUCCAACUGUCGGAUCGUCUUGCUGAGAAGAAUGCGGACCUCAUCAUCGAGAUCGAGAAGAAGGUCCAGAACCAUAUGGACUGGAACAAGAACUAUAUCGAUCUCACUGGCAAGCCGCUGUCUCCUCCUCAGGGCCCGAGACAAGAUUUGGGCUUCAGACCUGCUAAGACGCAGUAUCUCAUGACGCCACCAGCGUCUGCAUCCUCAGGGUCCAUGGAUGAGCCCACUCCGAUGGAUCUUGAUAAGCCCAAACCCAACCCACCACCUUCAGUAAAAUUCAGGGGCGUUGCUCAAGACGAACAGUCAUUGGCACAUCCGCCCUCAUAUCGUCGUCGUAUCGGCCGGUUGAACAGGUUGUGGAUCGACCGCCGUGGUUUGCCCAGCCCAGCCCGAGAUUUCAGCGAAGAGCAGUCGGAUCGCUGGAAGUAUGAUCAAUCUUCUGAUGACGAGGAUGACGCGCCCGUGUAUAUGCUGGACCCCUUUGACACAAAGGCGUUAAGGUACCGUGCUUCGAUUCCGCUCCAGACAGUCCCACGACCAACCCCACCGGUCAUCAACCGGCAAUUCAUCCCUCCGGGCGCCAUCCCACCACAACUUGCCCAAGGUUCCUUUGCCCCUGGACAACCACAGCCGCAACCGCAACCGCAACCGCAACCACAACCACAACCACAACCACAACCAAAUCAAUCACAACCUCUACCUCUACCUCUACCUCUACCACAACAACCAGUAGUACAACCGCAGCCGCAACCGCAGCCACAGGCGCAACCGGUGUCAUAA